Molecule: messenger RNA, 2103 nt
Organism: Poecilia reticulata (guppy)
Lineage: Eukaryota; Metazoa; Chordata; Actinopteri; Cyprinodontiformes; Poeciliidae
Source: RefSeq, a predicted model, not a curated record
UUUAUUUAUUGUUGGUAAGGAAACAUGAAAAAUAAAUAUAUAUAUAUUUGAUGGAAAGUGUUGGUAAUUGUAUUCAACUAGAUGCAGAAUUUGGAAAAAGAAGAAAUGGUUUGAAGCAUUAGGUUCAAAUCCUACAAAAAUAACAAUGAGCAGUUUCAAAUUCAAAAAUUUUAAUUGUUAUAUUGUUUCUCCUUGCAGUUCAUCAUUCUCUGCAGUAUAUUUACACGGCAUCAUCUGGAAUCCAAAGCUUUCCAGAGUUUGUGGCUGUUGGUCUGGUUGAUGGAAAUGAGGUCAUGUACUAUGACAGCAACACCAUGAAAGCAAUCCCCAAACAGGCCUGGAUGAAGAAAGUCACAGAGGAUGAUCCACAGUACUGGGAGUUUGAAACUCAUAAGUUAUCUAGAACCCAGAAAUCCUUCAUAAACAGUAUUGAAGUUGCAAAGCAGCGCUUCAACCAAACUGGAGGUGUUCACAUCUUCCAGAAUAUGUAUGGCUGUGAGUUUGAUGAUGAAUAUAAAAAAGCUGAAGGUUGGGAAAGCUUUGGCUAUGAUGGAGAGGACUUCAUAGCAUUUGACCUGAAAACAGAGAGAUGGUCUGCUCCAGUACAUCAGGCUUUAAUCACCAAAAACAAAUGGGACAAUGACAAAAUGAAGGUGGCAGAGAUAAAGUACUACAUCACCCAGACUUGUCCUGAUUGGCUGAAAAUGUAUGUGGAGUAUGGGAAGAUCUCCCUGGUGAGAACAGAUGGUCCCUCAGUGUCUUUCCUCCAGAAGUCUUCCUCCUCUCCAGUCUGUUGUCAUGCUACAGGUUUCUAUCCUAGCAGAGCUGAAAUGUUCUGGCGGAGAGGUGAAGAGGAGAUUCAUGAUGGUGUAGAUAAACGGGAGAUUCUUCCUAACAAUGAUGGGACCUUUCAAAUGAGUAUUUACAUUGACCUGUCAUCUGUUCCCUCUGAGGACUGGACAAAAUAUAAAUGUGUGUUUCAGCUGUUUGGUGUCAAAGAUGACCUUGUCAUCAAACUGGAGAGAGCACGAAUACUGAGCAACAAUGUCUAUUCAGGUAUAUCCAUCAUUUCUUGGACCAUACCUGUUGUAAUGCUUUGUCUUGCAACUGUUGCUCUGUCUGGAUACGUUUACACUUUGAAAAAGAAGAAUGGUAAAGACAGGCGUAUUAUAGAUGCUGUGAGAGUUUAUGAGGCUCAGGAAGAAAUGCUUUCCAAAAAUGAACUGACGUUGUCAUUUAGACACCGAGAUCAGGAUCGACGUCACCACCUUCAACAAUUUGAAAUGAGUCGUCUUGAGGCUUUUACCCAACUGUAAUUCAUAAACUGUUUACAUGAACAUUUCUAAAUGUGAACUUUAUGCCACAAAAACAUCAGAUCACCACUUUUGAAGUAGUUCUAUUUUUACGUUUUGAGUUUUUCUUAUAUUUAUCCAAACAUUAAUAUUAGUUACAUGUAUCAUGUCAAAAACUAAUACUGAGGUCCGGUAGAUAUAUUUUUGUCAAUUUCUUUUCUUACCUCUUAUAUAUUUUUACUGUCACUGGGAUAGAUGGGUGCACUUCAUUAUGAAAAUCAGUGUGACCACUACACUAAUCACCAGAUUUAACUAUGUUUUAGUCUAAAUGCAGAAGAUAUUUGCUGUUUUGUCAGCAAAUAUCUUCUGCUUAGCUGUAAUCUACUGUUUAGAUGUAAUAGUUGUGAAGCAUCAAUAAAGACCUGAAUGGAAAAGAGACACAAAAUAGCUAAAGAUGCUGAUGGAGGCAGAUAAAUCGUUUUAUCAGAGUCUGAAUAUGAAGGCUCAGACCCAUUGAUUGAUUGAUCGUCUUAUUUAUGUAAAUCUGGAAACAAACAGCUGAUAAACAUGAUCCCAGUUUGUGAAACUAAACAAACCAGCAGACUGAAGUUUACACAAACGAUUGUCUUUAUUCGUUUCUCCAGUUGGAGUAAAUGCUGCAAAUCAAUGACUCAACGCAAUCUGCUGGGCUUCUUUGAAACUUUUGAAACUUUGAAUAAUUAACUGAACUGUUCGAUAACAUAAAUCAGUUGGAAUGUAUGUAUGAUUUAAUUGAAAUGAUUAUUUUGUAAAGUGUCUUGAGAUGACAUUU